Molecule: messenger RNA, 1941 nt
Organism: Acanthochromis polyacanthus (spiny chromis)
Lineage: Eukaryota; Metazoa; Chordata; Actinopteri; Pomacentridae
Gene: tiprl
Product: TIP41, TOR signaling pathway regulator-like (S. cerevisiae)
Exons: 13
Coding region: 121-1521 (466 amino acids)
Biological process (GO): TOR signaling
Cellular component (GO): cytosol
Source: RefSeq, a predicted model, not a curated record
CUUGUAAGAAGAAAAAAUAAUGAAGCGGAACUACAGCAUAACAGUCGAAAACAUGACCGGACAGUUUUUACCGACGCUCCGAAAUAUCCUCCAUGACAGGUUGAGCAUAACACUAAAUUGAUGUUGGCCUCUCUGUCCAUGAUGAUGUCACAUGGUUUCAAGAGCAGUAAGCAGGACUUCACUUUUGGACCAUGGAAAGUGACUGCUGCCAAAAACCACAUCAUGAAGUCCAAAGACAUUGAACGGUUAGCAGAGGAGAUGAACAUGCCCUCUCUUCCAGAGAUGAUGUUUGGGGACAAUGUUCUGCGCAUCCAGCACACAGAUGGCUAUGGCAUUGAAUUCAAUGCUAUUGAUGCCCUUAAGAGAGUCAACAACAUGGAGGAUGCUGUUAAGGUGGCCUGUGCUCAAGAAUGGCAGGAGAGCAGAGCGGAUACGGAGCACUCCAAAGAGGUGUUGAGACCUUAUGACUGGACUUACACCACAGACUAUAGAGGCACCUUGAUAGGAGACAGUAUGCAGAUAAAGGUUACUGAGACAACAGAACGUAUUAAUAUGGAGAAAUUGAAAGCUCGGGAACACAUCAUGUUUUUUGACGAAGUACUGCUGUUUGAAGAUGAACUGCAUGACCAUGGAGUCUCCAUGAUCAGUGUCAAAAUUAGGGUCAUGCCCACCAGUUUCUUCUUGUUGCUUCGUUUCUUCCUGCGAGUGGAUGGAGUGCUGAUUAGAAUCAAUGACACUCGACUGUAUUAUGAGGCUGGAAAGGAUUACAUGCUACGAGAAUUCAGCACAAGGGAAAGCAAAGUAGCAGAACUGAAGUUCCUGAAGUCGGAGGCAGACCUGGAUUACAUUGAGAAGUGGCUGAAGUUGGACUUCAUGAACGCUGGAGAGAAUGGAUGUCCAGUUGAGGAGAACCCGGUGAUGAUGCUGGAGAACUUGAAGGUUAUCAAGGCCAAACACUCUGCACUGUGCACUCAGGUCAAGGACAUUGCAGCUGCACAGAAAGAAUCCAUGGACUCAAUCAGAAACAACCUCAACAGUGCCAUGGAGCUGAUCCAACACUUCCAACAGACUACUGAUGUGAAGGUUCCCACACAAACUGUAUACAGGGGGUUCCCGACUUACGUCAAAGUUUCGUUCCUAUUGAUCUAUGUUGAGGCCCUGACCAUGUCAGAGACUAAUUCAGCAGCACUACUGGAUUCAGCUGUCUGUCAGAACACAUCAGAGGAGUCCUCCGGUGUAGCAGCUUCUCAUAAACAGCAGUCACACAGCUGUGGCUAUGAGGAGCUGAGUGUAUCCAUGUUAGACACGGUUCCCCUCAGCAUACGCUCCAACAUUGAGCUGACUGACCUCAAUGCAUUCUACAAACAGCUUCAGGAGCAUCUUAGCAGAAGUGACAGUGGAUCGCUCAGUUUGCAGAAGAUGAAGCAGUUGAAAAUGAAACCAAGUGAUGCCAAGCUGAAGAUCCUGCAGCACCUCUCUUUAGUCGAGCUGGACAGGAAAGGCCUCCUUCGACUUAUUUGAGGAAGAGCAACAGCUGUAAACUGCUUACAGAAUGAGUGCUUUUCUGUGGCUAUCUGAUUUGGCUGCUUCUAGAUCUCUUGCAGAAGCCCUGAGGGCACGAACUGAUCAGAUGCAUCCAGAUCAGAUGUUUCUAAACAUAUCAGUCAGCAACUGAUGUAAAUGGGACCACUAUUUCUGUCCUCUUCCAGGUCAUAGUUCUAUUUUAGCUUUGUGUUCUUUGCCUCCUGCCUGUGUUUCCAUAGCUCUCCUCAUUAUUGAUCGCUUUCAACUGCAGCUACACUGUGAAAAAUAUGGCUUUAUGGCUGGUCGAAACUGCAUGUCAGAUGGCCAAAUGGCUUAAAAAAGCCCCACCAUCUGUCGGGUAGUGGGUAACUGUAUUGUACAUUGUAACUUCAAACUAUUAAACCAUUUCUUACUGCA